AUGUCCAGGGAGCAAGGCCGAUGUAACAGUAAAGGUGCUAUGGAGUUGAAACGUUGUGGAGAAGAUCCUAGGGGCUUUAAACAUCAUGGGCUAGAAUGUCAGGGGCAUCAAAAUAUCAAGGGCGUCAAAGUCAUGGGCUUCGACUUUAGGGGCAUCAAAGUCAGGGGCAGCAACGUCAAUGUAAACAAUGGCAAGGUAUCGGGUCUAGUCCCAGUACAGGUGAUCCCUGCGGGUACAAAACUCGUCAAAGGUCCAGGUUUCCGGAGACCUAUCCUGGUCCAAGAGAUGCCUGCGGUUGCUAAGAGACGGACGCUGGAGAGUAACAGGAAGCUCAGCGCUGUGGAUGAGGUGGUGAACGAAUACCUGAACUACGCCCAACAAAGCACGGCCACGCCUUUUCACAGAAGCCAGGACGCCCCGUUUCGUUGCCCAUGCUGCGCGGAAAGAAACCGCCAAAGUCUGGACAGGAAGUCAUCUUGGCCAAUCAAAAACGAGCACGAUUCAACUGCAGAUCAGUCAACAACAAAAGUCAACCCGGAAACGAACUUUCAACCAUCUUACCAUCAUCAUCCGACUGUCAACUCUCUACCCAUCUCACCUCUGUCGUCACGAUGGUCGAGAAACACGGUCGUACCUUACCCUUGGACUUUCCCCGACCCGGAAAUGAAGCGACCAUUUUAUCAGCAGACAGUUCUAGAACCGUUCUCCCGUAAAGCCGCAGCACAGAGGGCCUACAUUAGCAGGCGGGUGGCGGAGGCUGACUGUAAAUACGACAGCAGCAUGCACAGGCUUCGUGAUCAAAUCCGGCAUCAUUUCGUUUUGCCGGAAAAUGCCGUGUACUUGGGCCUGGAUAGAAAGUUAUCUAUAAAAAGCGACUUAAGCUAAAGGUAAAAUGAAGAAUUUCAAAUUGACAAUUUAAAUUGACUUCUUCAACACCAAACAAGCCAUGAUAUGACUUUAAAGUCGUCGAUCACAAGAGAUUAAUUACAGUCACAAUGGAGAAGAUGCAAUACGAAUUUUUAACAAUUUGAAGCAGAUAUGGCUUUGACACUAGUGUUUGAUACGAUGAUACUGAUAUUUAAUAUUUUGAC
This is a messenger RNA of Physella acuta, 1091 nucleotides long. RefSeq lists its product as uncharacterized. NCBI's taxonomy places the organism in Eukaryota, Metazoa, Mollusca, Gastropoda, Physidae. The record is from RefSeq and is a predicted model, not a curated record.